CAUGUUGCUCUGCACUUCUCUCCUCCUCGCGCUGCAGCCUCGGCUCGUGCCGCUGGCGCCCGCCGCGCUCGCCCGCUCCCCGCAGCCUCGGCUCAGCUUGGACGACACUCUCGUCCAAGCCCUCGCCGUCUCGGUCGUCGGGCUCGCUUUCCUGAGCGAUCGCGAGCCGCCGGUGCCAGCAUCGCAGCGCCGCACAUCGCAGCGGCCGCGGCCGCCGCCGCCGCCGCCGCCGCCGCCAUCACCACCGCCGUCACAAGCGUCAACCGCCGAUAAGAACUCGGCCGCGAGCGCCACCGCCGGCGGCGGUCGCCGCGGUGCGCUCGUCUUUGGAACUGCGGUCGCCGGUGCGAUGUUUGCGGCCGGCGACCUGGUGGGGGAGGAGCGGCUGGCGGCGCGGCGGCGCGGCGAGGAGCUGGACCUGCUCGAUGCGACGGCGGCCGUCGCUGCGCGUGAGCCCGCCCAGGUGCGCACCGCGCAGGCCGCCGCGACCGCCGCGCUCGCCGCAACCACUAUAGACGCCGUGUCGGGGCGUCGCGCUGCGCUCUCGCUCAGCCUGAUUGGCACCUUCUUCUUCCUCGGCAAUGAAGUCGGCAUGCAGCGGCAAGCCGGCGCCGCGGCGAGCAAGGAUCCGACGCCGUGAUCGCGGCGCCACGGCGGCCAGUGUAUCCGCCCAGCGUCAGCGACGGCAGGGUUAUUUACAUAGCGCGCGCGAAGCAUCGAUGACGCGAAGCACGUUUUGGUUGACCGACCCGAGAUCCGAGAGAGAACUCUCAUCUAUCUCAGGACUAGCGAGCCCGAGAAUGUGUGCGAGAUUAUCAUUUAUCUCUGCGCACUGCUCGAGGGGCGCACCGGCCACCGGGGAGGCUGCCACCGCGCACCCUGCCGCUCCCUGGCCCCACUGGCACUGCGCGCGCUAGCGCGCUCUGCGGCGAGACUCUGCGGCGGCCGGCGGCUCGCUGCUUCCUCGCGUACGUUCUCUAGCCUUCUAGCCUCAGAUUAGAAGCGCUUGAAAAUAAGAGC
This is a messenger RNA of Emiliania huxleyi CCMP1516, 1020 nucleotides long. RefSeq lists its product as hypothetical. The record is from RefSeq and is a predicted model, not a curated record. The transcript has a single exon. The annotation marks the transcript as partial. NCBI's taxonomy places the organism in Eukaryota, Haptophyta, Isochrysidales, Noelaerhabdaceae.